GGCGGAUCCACCGCAUGACCAACGGCCCAAUCCGUAUUCCCCAGGUUCACUAUCGCCGCACAACCAGGCUCGACGCGUCCCCCAGCCCGGUGCAGGACCUACGUUGCAGUCUCCGCCCCCUAUGCGUAAAGGCAUUUUCCUGCGGUAUUGGCGCAAUUCUCAGCGCCUAGGAGAAGGACCAAAAUGGAGAGCCGGCCCGUUUCAUUUACAUGCCCUCAACCCCACCAAAUGGCACUUGACUGACCCUGCGGAGCCCGCCCGUCCGAUCGCGGACGCGGCCCCAUCCUCCUUUUAAAGAGCUACAGGGUCUCGGUGUUGGCAUUUUUGAGAUCUAUCGCCUCAGAGACAUCUUAUCGAUCAAGUCUUUCAAGAUCAAGUCAAGUCUCAGCCUCAAUCCUUAGCUAGCAAACUUGCCCAUCCAGCAUCUACCUCCUCAACAGCACAAUGAAGGGCUUCUCCGCCGCCGUGGCGCUCCUCUCGCUUGCCGCAACCGAGGUGUCUGCUCACUACAUCUUCCUCAAGCUCGCCGCCGGCAAUCAGAAGUUCCAGCAGUACGAGCACAUCCGCUACAACACAAACUACAACUCCCCUGUCACAGACUUGGCAUCCAAUGACCUGAGAUGUAACGUGGGAGGAUCCAAGACCGGGAACACAACCACAGUCGCGCUCAAGGCCGGCGAUUCUUUCACCUUCACAAGCGACGUCGCCGUCUAUCACCAAGGCCCCAUCUCAUUAUACAUGUCCAAGGCGCCCGCCGCAGCGGCCGAUUACGACGGCAGCGGGGGCUGGUUCAAGAUCUACGACUGGGGCCCGACCUUCUCGGGCGGGCAGGCGUCAUGGCCGAUGCGGAGCGACUACACGUACAACAUCCCCAAGUGCGUCGCGGACGGCGAGUACCUGCUCCGCAUCCAGUCGCUGGCCAUCCACAACCCCGGCAGCACGCCGCAGUUCUACGUCAGCUGUGCGCAGGUCAGCGUCACCGGCGGCGGCAGCGCAAACCCGGCCACCGUCAAGAUCCCCGGCGCCUUUAAGGCCAGUGAUCCGGGAUACACGGCCAACAUCUACAACAACUUCAACUCUUACACCGUUCCAGGACCAGCGCCGUUCACGUGCUAGACCUAGACGGUAUUUCCGUUGGGGGAAUGGGGGAUUCGAGUCGGGACAAGUCAGCUAUCAUUGCUAGAUAGACUGGGCUGUUAGUUAGUUAGUUAGUGGCAGAACCGUAAGAACAGAGAAGAUGUUCCUGGCCUCACCA
Molecule: messenger RNA, 1255 nt
Organism: Phialemonium atrogriseum
Lineage: Eukaryota; Fungi; Ascomycota; Sordariomycetes; Cephalothecales; Cephalothecaceae
Product: putative endo-beta-1,4-glucanase D
Exons: 5
Coding region: 445-1116 (223 amino acids)
Source: RefSeq, a predicted model, not a curated record